UUAACUUCUCUUCUGUGCACAUGCCUCUCUCAGAGCCUCAUGUGUUGGCAUCAGCUGUCCUCACUGCUGAAUUCAGCAAGGACACCGUUGACAUCAGAGGGAUUCGGUGAAGAAAUGGCCUUUUUCCUCCUCAGUUAUCUCAAAACGACAGAAGACUGAGGAUCUCUCCAAAGAAAUAGACAUUAUCACCUGGUUUCAGCAGUUUCGGACCCUUCUGGAACAUGACAGAACUACAGGAUCAGAUGAGGAGCACAUCUGUCAAUCCGAACAGCUCGAGGAAAGUGAGCCGCACAGAAGACCUCGGCCCCUGUCCCAUCCCCGGACUGGCCCCAUCGGGCGUUCUCCACAUGAGAGUGAAAGAAGGAAGCAAGAUCCGCAAUUUGCUGCACUUUGCCACGGCUCGCAUGCAGGGCGAGGGCAAAGACAGCCUUGGGACAUCGCCCAGACAGGUUGUCUUCACCGGCUCGGGCAGAGGGGUCACCAAGACCAUCACUUGUGCUGAGAUUUUUAAGCGUAAAGUGGGAGGACUCCACCAGGUGUCCAAACUCUACUACAAGACGGUGAAUGAGGUUUGGGAACAUUCCCAGCCUGGCGACACAGGUGUGACUGUGCAGACGACCGUCCCGGCCAUCUGUAUCCUGCUCUCCAAAGACCCUCUAAAUCCUCAGGAGCCUGGCUACCAACCUCCACAAACUCUUACCACAGAGGACAUGUGUGGGACAUGUGGUGGCAUCCACAACCCGCCUCAUGGUCCACCCUCAGCUAAGAGACUCUGCAUGCAAGAAUUUGUAUGCUCCUUCACCUCCUAAACCAGGAAUAUUGUUUUGGGAGCCACUCGUCCAGAAAACUUAAGACCGGAGGCCAGACUUCGCCCUUAAGCAUUAGUCUCAUUUUGUAAAUCCCGUAUAGCAACAACUUCUACAGACAAUAUUUGAUUUUGGUCUAUUUAUUGUGUCAGAGUUACAGGAGCCCUCUGUUGUUUCUUGGAAUCUUCUGCAAAAAUGUGGAUCUCUCAUUAGUUCAAUAGCUUAAAUGAGGACCUAAAAUCGACCCUUAAAAAUGCAGAGGCACACCACCAGCAGAAAUCAUUAAAAAACAAAACUCAAUGGUUGUCAAAAUAGUUGGAUAUGACCUUAAAACAUAAGCAGGCAUGCAUGACUAUAGCUCUUGUCUCAAAGUAGGUGUACUGUCACCACCUGUCACAUCACACCCUGACUUAUUUGGAGCUUUUUUGCUGUUUUCCUGUGUGUAGUCUUUUACUUCUUGUCUUGCAAUCCUAGUUUGGUGGCUUUUCCUCUUUUUGGGUAUUUUCCUGUAGCAGUUUCAUGUCUUCCUUUGAGCGACAUUUCCCGCAUCUACUUUGUUUUGGCAAUCAAGAAUAUUUUAGUUGUUUAAUCCUUCUUUGUGGGGACAUUGUUGAUUGUCAUGUCAUGUUGGGAUGUACAUUGUGGACGCCAUCUUUGCUCUACAGUAAGUCUUUGCUGUCGUCCAGCAUUCUGUUUUUGUUUACUUUGUAGCCAGUUCAGUUUUAAUUUUGUUCUGCAUAGCCUUCCCUAAGCUUCAAUGCCUUUUCUUAGCGGCACUCACCUUUUGUUUAUUUUUGGUUUAAGCAUUAGACACCUUUUUACCUGCACCCUACCUCCCGCUGUUUCCGACAUCUACAAAGCAAUUAGCUACCGGCUGCCACCUACUGAUAUGGAAGAGUAUUACAGGGUUACUCUGCCCAGCUCUAGACAGCACCCACACUCAACAACAACACAUACUUUGCAGACUAUAAGUACUGCUUUGCGAAAAAUAUUUUUAACCCAAAUAGGUGAAAUUGGAUAAAAUCCCACGGCCCAGCAGACUGUAUCUAGUGUGGCGUGGCACAGUGGUUUAAAAACACUGCCUUAAGAAACACCACUAGUAUAUCGAAAUAAGUUGAACAAAUGACUACUGACUGCAUUGGAAGGAAAGCAGCUAAUGUCAUUUAUCACAUUACAAAAAAAUGCCAAAAAAGGAGAGGACUUAAGGGGUGCCUUGAUGAACACCCCAGUCAUGUAUAUCACAGGUUUGGACCCAAGUCUUCUACGUUUGCUCACAAGGUUCAAAUGUCAAUGCAAGGAUCUGCCAAUGUUUUUACAGCAAUCCAAGUUCCUCUUUACAACAGGAGCACUCUAGUGUUUUUCCGGAAUUUGCUCCAAAAAUGUUUGUCUCCCAAAUAUUGAACUGUAUGGUGUCAUUCCUGAGCCAAAUGGACCUGGAUUGGCCCCCAGUUGAAUAGUCCUGUUCUAAUCUAAUGAGGCAAACAAUUUACAGACUGUGGGAUGAAUCCAGACCGUGACUGUUGUAUUUCAUAUGGUGAGAUUAAUAAGAUGAUCAGUACAUUCACAAGGUUUGUUGUGGUUUUUUGUCCUUGUGCUUUGUCAACACUUUAAGUCUGAAGAGUUUCUUAAAAUUCAUAUUAUUACAUUGUUUGAUUUCUGGUAUUAAUCCAUUCCAUUUAAUUACAC
Messenger RNA from Nerophis ophidion (straightnose pipefish), 2492 nucleotides. Its product is annotated as ribonuclease P protein subunit p25-like. The coding region runs from base 222 to 809 and encodes 195 amino acids. NCBI's taxonomy places the organism in Eukaryota, Metazoa, Chordata, Actinopteri, Syngnathiformes, Syngnathidae. Gene Ontology annotation, molecular function: RNA binding. Gene Ontology annotation, biological process: tRNA 5'-leader removal. Gene Ontology annotation, cellular component: ribonuclease MRP complex. The transcript has a single exon. The record is from RefSeq and is a predicted model, not a curated record.